Molecule: messenger RNA, 1236 nt
Organism: Fonsecaea erecta
Lineage: Eukaryota; Fungi; Ascomycota; Eurotiomycetes; Chaetothyriales; Herpotrichiellaceae
Exons: 4
Coding region: 1-1236 (411 amino acids)
Source: RefSeq, a predicted model, not a curated record
AUGGACCUGGAGCUGUCCUGUGCCAUCAACAUCUAUCUUGACAAAGUUGGACAUUUGUUGCACGCCGGCGCCAUUAGGUUGGAUGAGAAUAAACGUCCUAAGGAGGGAUUCAGAGCAUACGAAACCCGCAACUGCUGGUGCUCUUCCGCAAAUCCUGGUGUCUCUCAAAGGAAACGAAAAUGCCCAGCGUGGUUCAUGGCAGGGCCCCAACACGCGAAAAAGAGGUGCCACGGCCUCCGUCAACAACGAACCGAUCACAAUUUGCACUGUGUCGCAAGUAGGAGACAAGUCUCCCUGGAAUGGUCCACAGGGACAGGCACAAACACAUUCUAUGAAGUGGAUGAAUGGGAAAUGUUGGUGCCUCUUUUCUCGCCCGACGACAUCUUCUACUGCAGAACCUCCCACAACAACGGCGAGGAUUAUGACAAUGGUGACAAUGGUGACAACGGUGACAACGGUGACAACGACUGUAACCAUCACAACAAAGACAUUCCUAAAGAAGUGACCAUCAUGGCGAACUUCGAGAUUGAUGAUGAAGACGAGAGUAUGUGGCAACGGAGCGGCCCUAGUUCCUUACCAUUGGGUCUGCCUCCUGGCACCACUGGGGUCUUUACCUUGUUAAGAAUCGUGUGUUUGGAGAUAGAGAUGGUGCAAAGGCUGCUAAUCGUGGAAACCGUCUUCCUGCAGCGAAUACGACGGGACGAUGAAAACGAGGACGGUAACGACAACAAGGACGACGAUGAUGAUGGAAGUAUCCAACAUGAUCCCAAUGCUUUUGGCUCAGACACUUGUUUGGAGUCAGAGGUCGAGAUGGUGUUGUCGAUGAAGGAUGCGCUGAAAGGACCCGCUAUUGGCACAAUGAGCACGAAUCAAGUAUUGGUCGUCUUCGUGACGCCGUUGAAAUCUCCCAAAAUGAUCCAGGACAUCCUCCUGCAGCUCUUCCUGGCUGCCCUCGCCUUCGCAGCUCCCCUGCCCGACAGCGGUGACGGCACCUUGCACGCCGCCAGCAAAGACAUGAUCGGAUACGGCACAGGUGGUGGUAUCGUCGGCCUGAUUGUUUUGGUUCUUGACGUCUUGGUCUUCAUCGAGGUCCUGAAAUCUAAUCGACCACCAACUCACAAGCUCCUCUGGUGUCUCAUUGUGUUCCUCUUCCCCAUCCUGGGAAUGCUCAUCUACUUCCUCUUCUCCAAUCGCGAGGCCCACAAAACCGGUGGCGCUUACGAGCCAUUGCCCUGA